Brassicogethes aeneus is the source of this 1340-nucleotide messenger RNA. NCBI's taxonomy places the organism in Eukaryota, Metazoa, Arthropoda, Insecta, Coleoptera, Nitidulidae. The record is from the annotation of a GenBank genome assembly.
UUGUUUAUAAUUUUAAAAUUUAAAACUAUUAUUUUUCUAUUAGGAGUCAACUCUAUGUCCCUCAAGCCUUAAAAAAUAAAUAUAGCCUUGGAAAUGGCGGAGGAAGUGGUGCUCAGACCAUAACAAAAAGUAGACAAAUCAAAACAUCAUAUGGUGGAUACAAUGGAAAUGGCUAUGGAUAUGGAGAUCGCAAUCAAAAAUCUAAUGAAAACUACCAAUCAGCCAUUAAUUCCCAUUCAUAUGGUGCAUCACCUUAUGCUGGAGGAAGUGUUAAAAAAACCAUGAACUAUAAAGGAGGCUGUACUAGUCAACCUGUAACACCAAUGAACGCUGGACUUACAUGUUCUGUAUAUUCUGGAUGCAAAGUUAAUUGCAUGCCAAAUUACCAACUUCCUGAUGGAAGUACAAAUAUGUUAAUUAAAUGUGAAAAUGGGCAAUGGAUUGCCGAAGGCAGUCAAUGGAAUAUCAUACCAUCAUGUGAACCAAUUUGCUUACCAGUCUGCCAAAACAAUGGCAUAUGUUUAUCUCCAAAUCAAUGUAACUGUCCUGAAAACUUUAUGGGACCACAAUGUCAAUACGAAAGUAAACCAUGCUUGAAUCUACCUAGUAUGCCAGUUAAUGCCAGAAGAAAAUGCUCACGCACAUCAUGUACUGUAACAUGCUUAAAUGGUCAUCAAUUUUCCGAUGGUUCUACUGUAGCCCAAAUGGAAUGCAAAAAUGGAAACUGGAUACCGUCUAGAGGAAAAUGGGUAUCUCUUCCAGAUUGUCAAGCUAUCUGUAAGCCUCCUUGCUUGAAUGGUGGAAAGUGUUUAUCCUUAAAUAUAUGCCAAUGCUCACAAGACUUCAGAGGACCUCAGUGCCAAUAUAGAAGUGAUGCGUGUAAUCCAAAAAGUAUUGAAUUUAAUGGAGCAUAUAAUUGCACAGGAACAUCUGAUGUAUUUAAAUGUUCUUUAUCAUGUCCCACAGAUAUAAAAUUUUCAUUUUCUCCAGCCGAGUUUUAUGUAUGCCAUUAUUCAAUUGGAAAAUUUGAACCGUCUUCUAUUCCUCAGUGUGUUUACCCUGAAAAUGUACAAGAUAUUCAUGGGCCUGAAACGUCAAAUACUUAUUAUCAUCAAUACUCAAAUAGUUCAGACUACUUUAAAAAAUUUAGACUAAAUGGUACAAAAUUUGAUUACACUAAUCCUAAUUUAUUUUUUAAUGGAAGUGACUCUGGGUUUACUUCUCAAAAUCAAAUAUUAUUAUUGGAAAAAAAAUUACCGAAACCUGGAACCUGUUUUUCAUGGGGAGGUUCACAUUAUAAAACAUUUGAUGGGAAAAUAUUUAGGUUUGAAACAAUUUAA